AAUUUCCAAAAUUUAGCGUGUUUUCGGUCGUAUUCAGUGUCAAAAGUGUAGCUAAAGUGUGAUUUAAUACAUCUACCGUACGGUGCGUGUGAGUUUCGCACUUUUGAACCAGUUUCGAGGCUGAAAAUUGCGAAAUUCGGAUUAUCAUCACGGGAUUUUCUUCGGGGACGGGUUUCUUUUCGCGAGAGUGACGUUUCUAUCACUUUGACGACGACGGGUGUUUAUUUUAAGUGCGCAUGUGUUUGUGUGCUUCUUUGUUGGAGUAGAAGAACGCACACAGCGGAAGCCAGCAGUGGAAAGUGUUUUCGAUUGUGUGGCGCAGUAUACUAGAGGAGAAAAGAGCUCGAAUGUCACUGGUGAAGUGAAGAAAGAAAGUGCAAUCAGCAGUGCGAGGUGCGGCUACUCGAAUGCUUGUUUUUUGGCUGCCAGCAGCAACAGCAGCAGUAGCAGCAGCGGCAGUCAGAUCCUACGUGAGAAUAUCCAUCUCACGGAUAGUGAGUGAGUGAGUGAUCGGGUGAAGUAAAAAGUAAAGGCCGAUUGUUUGGUAGUGUGAUGGUGCUAGUCUGUUGUUGAUAUGUGAUGCGAUUUAAAGAUGGCUACAGCGAAUAACCGAAGGCGAGGUGGCGAAGGCGGCUUAUCAAAGCUGUCCUGUUCCCGGUCAUGCUGCGGGGAUUUAUUUGGAUAUUUACUGCGACUUCGGGUCAGCCCAGAGGAGCUCGAGCAGCGCUACAAAUCGCGGGAAAUUGAUAAAUUUCUCGAAAAGGAUAAACAUGCAUUUAGACGACAGGUUAAAUUGCUACUACUGGGCGCAGGCGAGUCCGGCAAGUCCACCUUUCUCAAACAGAUGCGGAUUAUUCACGGGAUCAACUUCGAGCCCGAACUAGUUCGAGAGUAUCAACAUGUGAUCUACCAAAAUUUAGUCAAAGGCAUGCAAGUGCUGUGCGACGCUAGAGAUAAGCUAGAUAUACCAUGGGAGGAUCCAAAUUCCCAGCUGGCCGCGAACCAGGCAAUUCUGUUCCGCAGCGACUCGUCGCUGGGCGUGGAACAAUUUCACCAGUACGUACCGGUCAUUCGGAGGCUGUGGCAGGACGGUGCGAUACAGCAGGCGUACGACCGGCGGAGAGAAUUUCAAAUUAGUGAUUCAGUUAAAUAUUUCUUAGAAGAAUUAGACCGGAUAUCAAGGUUCGACUACGUUCCCACACGUACCGAUAUACUGCGAUGUCGCAAAGCAACCAAGGGUGUAUUUGAAUUUACAAUUAGAAUACAGAACAUUCCAUUCGUGUUUGUCGAUGUUGGUGGCCAGCGGACGCAGCGGCAAAAGUGGACCAAAUGUUUUGACUGUUCGGUGACUUCGAUACUAUUCCUGGUGUCAACAUCCGAAUUCGAUCAGGUUCUUGCCGAAGAUAGGAGAACAAAUCGUCUGGAGGAAUCGCGAAACAUCUUCGACACGAUUGUAAACAAUACCACCUUCCAGGGCAUUUCGAUCAUCCUGUUUCUGAACAAGACCGAUCUGCUGAAGGAGAAGGUAAAGGAUCCCAACACCGACAUUCGCUGGUACUAUCCGCUGUUCAAGGGCAACCCGCACUCGAUUCUGGAGGUGCAGAACUUCAUCCUGCAGAUGUUCAUGAACGUGCGAAAAAACACCAAAACACCGAUCUAUCAUCACUUCACCAACGCGGUGGACACGCAGAACAUCCAGGUCGUGUUCAGUUCGGUCAAGGAUACGAUCCUUCAGCGGAACCUGUCCGCGCUGAUGCUGCAGUGAGUGGCUUCUUGGGUCAGAGCCACACCGUCUAUUACUAAUUCUAGAGCAGUUUGUUCCGUGUACGUGCGACAGGGCUUUCCACCCGGAGAAGCCUGCUGUUCUUUGUUGGUUAUUGUUUACAUCUCUGCUGCAACAGUCCACUCGGCUACGGCCAAAAAAGAGCUUCACUGUCAUUUCCACAAUCUUUCCACUUUUUUGAAUCAAAUAGUGUUCUGCGUUACUUUUGAAAAGUAGACCAAUGCAAAUGUGAAUAAAAUGGCUCCUCAUCUUGGUAAUUUGCUUCGGAUUUUUGAAUCUCCUCACUUUCUCGCUAACGUUACUUCAAUUCCUGCUCUCGAUUCUAGCAAAGCUGAAUCUCUCCUAGGACUAUUCACUGCCAUAGACAAACUACCUGCCACUGUGACAUACUUUAUUGAGGUUCGGAUUGUAGGAGAGACUCCUCAGCAGAUGUUUAUUAUAUUAUAGCUUCCAAAUCGCUGAACUUUUUUUCGUGAAAUUAGUUGCAUUCGAUACGUAUUGACGUGGUAAAAUAAGCUAAUGCCCAAAAAUAUUAAAUUCUUUACCAACAGAGCUUCUCAGUAAACUUUUCAUUGUGAAUUUUUUAGUCAAAGCUGCCAAUAAGUUUAGUCAUACGUAAUGAAUUUGUUUUUGGGCCGCUUUCUACGAUAAGCUUGGUUUCUUUUGUAGUGGCCAUCAUCGAUUCCCAUCGAAGUUCGUCAAACUAGUAAAUCAGUAGCAUGAAUAACUGCCAAUACAAACGGCAGUAUCCUGGCGUUCACCACACUCAACGGCAGUUCAACUUGUUCGUUGUCACUUCGCUGAUACGUAGUGUACGCAUUUUUCAUCAAUUGAGCCGUUCCGAAGCAGGUUGGAGACCUACUUUUUUGAAAUUUUUAUUUUUUCCAGGGUGGUACAUCUAUGCAAAAAGAUACGAUUUAUGCAAAAAUCUCAUUUUCGAUAAAAAUGGUCAAUAGACCACCACAAUUCGGAACAGCUCAAUUCUGAGUGCGCCUAUGUGCCAUCGAAUACUGCCUUUCAACGUCAUGCACUGUUGUGUACUUCAGUCAUCAAGUCAUAUAUGUUAAACCUCGUUCGAAAAUCCACUUGUGCCGAGGCCCACUAUCUGUCCCUAAAGGACGUCCUUGAACAGUAAGCACCUUGUGUCAAACCUCUGAGUGAUUCGAACAGACUGAGGGUUUCCCAAAACACGCUCGUAGCAAAUCAUAUACGAUUCGUGGUACCCUUGAUCAGUCGCAUAAUAUUUGCCGUGAAGAUCUGCUCGAUCGACUACAUCGUACGUUGCCUUGUAGUCAAUGAAAUUGGGAAGCAUAACGUGGACCCAUUUUGCUCUCGACAGCUUUGCAAAACUCAUGGAAUUUGCACGAUUUAAUUCGGGCUAGCUCGAAGCCCACCUGGUAAUGGAUCACGAGUUCCCUGAUUAAUUGUGACGGAUAUAAAGCAGGAUAUGGGAAAUUAUUUUAUAGGCGGCAUUGAUUGGCGUAAUGCCAUGAUAAAUGCUUUAUAAAUGAGGCAGACAACUCCCUUCAUUUAUUUUUCUAGUGGUUUUUCCCCCUCCCAGAUCUUGGAAAUAACCAAGUACAGUGCUGUAGCAAGCCCUUGCCUCGCCAGCUUUGUUGUUUCUCAGUCCUUGUGCAGGUCAUGCUAGUUCAAGUUCCCCUCCACAUCUCUGCAGAUAGUCUGUGAUUGACCAGUUGCCCUCAUUCUAAUGCUCAACGCUAACGUUUCUUCAACAGAACAGUCGUUUUAUUGCUCUACUUUAAGGAUUUUCGUAGCGAAUUUUCUUCGUCGCUAGAUGCUAGCACGUGACACCAGCUUGAUGUUGAGUCGAGUUACGUGAUUCCUGAUGUACAGUUAUAUAUUUUGAGCGCAUGGACAUACGCUACUAAGUGAAGGUCCGAGUCCGAGUCGUUGUCCGUAGUCGAAGCAUACGCUGGAGGCCUAUCUUCCAUGGGGACAUGAUCAAUUCUAUUCCCGCGCGAAAGAUCUUCAUCGUACAUUUCCUUUCGGGGAAAUGGUAUGAGCAUCAAUACCUUGCUCGUACCAAACUUCGUUUCUAUAAACUGCCCGUGCGCACUAUGUUUCUUCUCGGAACUAUUUAUAAAUAUGGGCAGGUUUUUAGAAAGAUAUCCUGCACCUUGUCGAGAAGCCUAGAAGACGAAAUGUCUACGAAAAAUUCAUUCGUAUUCGUGUCAACGCUUCUUCGCCGUGUUUUGCCCUCAGAGGCCAUAUCGAACGGCAAAGACGGAAAUUAAUUAGCUUGUGUAAAUAAUCUACGUAUCGCGAACCGACAUAAGAGUUUCUCAAAACACGCACAGCACAUAAUUCGUGCUAGCAAUAAAAUUAGGUACUUGGGAAGAUGUCCUCUUCUCGUACGUAGUUUACACAGUUGCUCGUGAGGGACUGUAUCUUACGCUGCCUUAAGGUCGAUUAAAAUAUGAUGUGUAGACACGUUGUACUCAUGGCAUAAUGGCAAUUUCUGUAGGAUUGGGAAGAUUUGAUGCGUGGAAGCUCGGCCUCCCCUGAGCUCCGUAUAGUACUUUCACAUGAACCUACUGAUGAACGGUAAUAGAUAUUGAGACAGUGGCGACUCGUGGGGGUUUAGCUUACCUGUUCAACCAGCGAAAAAUACAAAUUAAUACGCAGCUUUUUUUAUUAUCGCAUUUCUAUAUUUUAAUCAUAAAACAAACAUUAGGGGUUUUCACCGUAGCGCUUGCCAUUCUGCGUAAAUGGUGUAUUUCGUGUAUAUACUGCCACAAUUCGCAUUGCAGUUCCAGUUUCUAUGGAGAUGGAACUGUUAGGCGAGUAGCGGUAUAAGUAUGCAAUACUCCGCAUUCGCAACAUAGCAAGCGCUACGUGAAUAUCCCUAUUUAUUUAAAUAGCAACGGAAUACGACGGUUUACUUUACCAGCAAACUCGUCUCUGAAUUUUAAUUACGAACCGAAAAUUUUUCGUUCAAUUUACCUAUUGAACCACAUUCAAGAAUUACCACCUUACUGCGAUGCGCGCACGUCACACGCACCACAAGCAAUAUGCGUAAGUUGUGCAAUGCUAAAAAUGAACGAGUUAAUGAGAAAAUUUUGCGAAUAAUGCAUGCCAAAUCGCCAACCGCGCUAUAUUUUCAAAUCCCCUUCGUACCAACACAUUGUUCCUGGUGCUAAUCUCUAAAGCAACGUUCAAAUGUCGUGUUGAACGGUUUGCUCAUCAGCUUCGUAACUAAACUAAAUUCGUAUUGCAUUGCAUACGCGUCGGUGCAGACGAAAUUUUGUCGGGCUGAAUUUUGUUUGCCUGUCCUAUGAACAGGUUGAACAUGCGGACGAGUCGCCACUGUAAUUGAGAUGAGAUUUGGGAGUGUAUUUUGUAGGCGACGGUUAGUCUUGUGUCAUGAUAGUGUCAACGGAGAACUCCGUCCAUCGCCUUUCUCGGUAGUUUAUAAACCACCUGCCGUAUCUGAGAAAUGAACGCUUAAAGGGUUCUAGCGAAUGUUUAUCUACCCUGCUUGUAGAUCCCACCCGUCUAACUAUCAUUGCCAGCAGCUUCGUUAUUCUUCGGGUUACAUAGUCUGGAGCUGCUACCCGAUUAUCUUUUACUGACCAGUUCCGUUGUUAUAUCGCCAUUUUAGGUAUUCACUGAGACAAUUCGCUUUCGCUCGUGGUUAGAUUUAUUUCGGCUUGCGACAAUCUCUGUGGUAUUGGUUAAUCUUCCCAGAGAUUUGUUGGGUAAUUUGCCAGAUCGUAAAGAAAUUUGAGAAGAAAAGCUCAGAGCCAGCUUCAGAUGAUAGCGGCUCGGACAAUGUCCUGUUAUAAAACCAGUAUAAAUGCUUAGAUCUUUCUUCGAAAGCUCCAGGAUUUUGCGAGUCAUUGAAACGUUUGGAGAGAUAAAACGUUUCGACUGCCUAGCAUUGAAAGUGUUAUUCCAAUUUGAUUCCACUUUCGUACAUGCCCAUGCUUUUAGCUCCAUUUUUAAAGCAGAAGCAGAUAAGCAACAUAAGGGCUCAGGUCCUACAAAUUGAUGAGAUGAUCCGAGUCUUGCUAGCGCAUCAGCUCUUUCAUUUCCAUCAAUUCCACAGUGACCUGGAACCCAGUACAAGGUGACUUGGUUAAGACAAGACAAUUUUUGAAGUGAUUGAAUACAUUCCCAGAUAAUUUUUGAUGUUCAUGUCGCCGACUUUAGAGCGUUUAGAGCUGCUUGGCUGUAGGACAUGAUGCAUAUAUUUGAAUGUCUAUAGUUCCUGCGCAAGCACAUAGUCGUGCAUUUCAGAAUUGCUUGUAUUUCAGCUUGGAAUACAGUUGGCCAUCUGCCCAUAGAAAUUGACAUGUCUUUUCCUGGGCCAGUUACUCCUGCUCCCACUUGAUUGGCCAUUUUUGAACCAUUUGUAUAGAAAACUGUCGAGCCUGGACGAAGAUUGGGACCACCAUCUUCGCAGGAAUCACGUCUAGGCUCAAAUACACGAAAUAUUCGAUUGAAGUUGUAUUUUUUCCCCAUCCAAUCUUCAUUACUGGUUACAAGAGGAUUAAUACUAAUAGUUUUUAGAAUACUGAGAUGACCUGUUAAGUCCCCUUCAAACAAGUUCUUCUUUGAUCUUUUGAUCCUCAGAGCACUUUUUUCAGCUUCUAAUUGUAUAAACUGAUGCAAUGGAAGUAUAUAGAGUAAAGCAUCAAAUGCCUUCGAAGGUGUACUUCUCAUUGCACCUGUUAUUGAGAGAGUGGCUAGCCUUUGAAGUUUUUCCAGCUUUAUUUGGGUAGUUUUCUCUUUCGUUUUUGGCCACCAGACCAAUGAAUCCUAGGUCUGACAAUGGCCGAAUAGAUCCAAUGGAUCAUCUUCGGUUUCAGUCCCCAUUGCUUACCAAACGUUCUUUUAUAUAUCCAUCGAGCAUUUGUGGCUUUGUUUACUGCUUCCUCUAGAUUAAUUUUUUUCCUUCUCGUAAAUGGUAUGAUAGUAGUUUUAUUGGCAUUUACGCUGAGGCCCUGCCUAUCACACCAUGAUGAAAUCAAAUUUAAAGCCAUUUGCAUUCGGUCAGCGAUAAUGGAAUCAAAUUUUCCUCGAACAAUUAUGACUAUAUCAUCUGCGAAGCCUAGCGCCGUCAACUUUUGAAGAAGAUCAUCAACUAUUAAAGACCACAAUAGAGGUGAUAUUACGCCUCCUUGUGGGCAACCUUUUACUGCUCUAAUGCUUAUGGGUGAGCUUCCAAGGCUUGCUGAUAUCUCCCUUUUUGAUAACAUUUCGCUAAUCCAAUCGAUAAUGGAUAUAUCGAAACCACGUAAUAGUAAUAGCCGUAAUCAUUGAAUUAUGAGAUGAAUUAUCAAUUGCGCCUUCUAUGUCAAGGAAGUCACCUAGUGAAAUUUCUUUCGCUUCAAAAGACUUUUCUAGUUUUUUUACAACAGUUUGUACUGCUGUUAUUGAAGAUUUGCCAUCUUGAUAUGCGAAUUGAUAUUCGCUCAAAGGAUCUUUGGCUAAAUAUGAUGACUUUAUAUGCUCAUCAAUUUUUUUUUCCAUUGUUUUUAACACAACAGACGAUAAGCUUAUCGGCCUGAAGGAUUUUGGUGAAGUCUUAUACUUUUUUAUUAGCCUUCGGAAUGAACGUGACCCGUACUUGUCGCCAUACUGCUAGUAUAUGACCUAGUAUUAGGCUUGUUUGAAAAAGGUUUGUUAGAAUAGGUUUUAAAAACGCCUUGUCCUUCUGUAGUAGUACAGGAAAAAUUCCAUCCCUACCCGGUGAUUUGAAGGGUUCAAAAGUGUCAAUCGCCCAUUCAACCUUGCUUCUUGUAAAAAUUUUUUUGGCCAAAGUACAAGCAUCAUUCCUGUUUCUAUCUAACCCAGUCAUUUCACUCGCUAUUUCGCGAAUGUCUGUUCUGGUUUCAAGAUUUACAGUACUCAAUGCCGGUGCACUUUGGUCUCCGCAUGUAUUAAUGAUUGAACUGGGAAAAUGUGUUCUCAUCUUUAAGUCUAAUGUUUCCUUAGUUGAGUUAGUAAAAGAGCCAUCCUCUUUUUUCAAAGUACCUAACCCAUUAGAAUGAUCUUUAGCGAGGAUUUUCUGCAACCUAGCAGUUGCUGGAGUAUUUUCAAUGUUUUCACAUGUGUGCCUCCAGUGAAUCCUCUUUGAUCUUCGUAUUUCCCUAUUAUAGGCAGUGAGAGUUUGUUUAUACUCCUCCCACUGUUGUGUUCUUUUUGCCCGGUUAAAUAAUUUCCGAGUUUUUUUUUCUAAAUUUCUCCAAAGUUUUGUUCCACCAAAGUACAUCUCUAUUCGUAGAGCGUUCCUUUGCAGGACAGCUUUCGUGAUAAGCUUGUUGCAUCCGGUUUGAAAGCUGUUUUGAGUUGUCCUCAAGUUCUUUACAUGUCCUUGAGCAGCCUUUCAAGUUCUACACUCCAACCUUCAGUUUCAAAUUAUACUGAUCUCAGUUUGUUUUCCUGGGAUCUCUUAUAAUUUCCUUAAGUUGCUGAUUAGCUUCGUAAUCAAAUAUGAUUUGCUUGUGAUCGGACAAGGAUUCUUCAUUCGAUUCGUGCCAGUUUUUUAUUUUAUCAGUCAUCGUUGAACUGCAUAGUGUUAAGUCAAGUACUUCUUGCCUUAUUGCGUUUACAAAAGUUGGCUCUUCCCCUUUAUUGCAUAUAUCUAUAUCAUUUGAUGAUAUAGAGUCUAAAAGGAGUUCACCUCUGUUAUUGGUAUCUGUGCUGGUCCAAACAUCGGCCUGUGCUUCGUUUUGUUUCUUACAGUAAGAAACCAAAUUUACCACUUCUGAUGGAGGUACUUCACCCACAUCUCCUGGAAAAUAUGCCGAUGCUACGCAAAUUUCAGUCGUGCCAUGGGUCGUUGGAACCUCCAUCAUUAUUGCUGUGAGAUCUUUUGUAAUACAUUCUGUAAUUGGAAAACUUUUUAUGUUUUCACUUACUAAAAUGGCAGCUCUUGGCGUGAGCUCACCUUCGGCGUAAAUCAAUUUACACGACUUUGUAGGAAUUCCUUGUGUCCUACCUUUAUAGGUCCAGGGCUCCUGGAUCAGAGCUACAUCCAGGUUGCUUUCUGUGAAUCUUCUACAAAGUACAGCAGUUGCUCCCUUUGCAUGGUGAAGAUUCACCUGAACAAAUUUAACAUUUUUUCUUUGUAAUUUUAUAUGAUUUGUGGUACAACCGGGCUGUUUUGGGUUUAGUCCUGCACCGUUGACACCACUGGGUCCUGGGAUUUGACUGAUUGCGGCAGCCUUGAUUGAAUCCUCUUGUGGGGGGCAAAGAAGGCCCGCUUUCGAGCUUGAGCGUGUCGAUGAAUCUCCCUACUCAUGUUAUUGCAACGGUGACCACAUGAACCCCUCAACCACUUCCUGUUCGUCGCCCUCAAUAGUCACAGUCCACGGAUGGCGAAUAUGCUUGUCGGUGGAACCUUUUCCUACCAUAUACAUAGUUGGUUUUCGGUGCUUUGAUUUGUAACCCAACCCUCCUAGACUCCGUUUUUAGUCUGACGUAAACUGCUCCCGCCUUCGCAAAGUUUCUAGUGACGACGUCAAGGUCCUUUGCAACGGCUGCGAGUUGGCUACUUUUGCUGAAGAUUAUUUCUCUCGUUUCAAUACCUGCUCGCUGGAUUACACCUUCAAUAGUGAUCGAAUGCAACCAAUUUUCUUGAAUAAAAGACCAACGUAUUUGCUGAUGAGUAUUCAUUUUCUCGAAUAAAAAUCGUAAAAUAGAUCAUGACACCAUUUGCCGUUAAGAUCAAAUACGGUGAAAUAGGCGCAAAAUAAAAAGGUUUAUUUUUCUUCUAUUUUUUGUUCGUGUAAUGAAAAAAUAACUGUUAUGAAACUCACUCAAGCGUAACUAUAUUACAUACUAUUAUGCUGUUGCAACUGAAAAUAAACGAAACGACGCACGCACACCAUUUACAAUCUAUUAAAACCAAAAAUAAUUCUUACGAUUAUUAUGAUGAACGGCACAAAAGAAGCAAAAAUGAAAAAAAAAUACGGUAGGCUAAUGCAAGACAAAUAACGUAAACACUUUGAGUAUAUACUAGAUCAAAUCCAGCUAAUAAGGCACAAGCACACUGUAGAAAGCUAGCAACAUUUAGUCAAAUCAUGAAAAAUGUAAAUAUGUACGACGAAAACCCUUGGAAAAAUAUGAACGUAAAAAUCCACCGGAACGAUGAAGUGUCCAUAGGAAAUUAUAAUGCAUUUUUACGCAGUCACUUCCUUCGCUGCGUGGUAAACUGCAAGUUAAACACGGAUCAGAGGGUGAAUAUCACAAAUCAACAGUAUACUUACUACUACCAUUCCUGCCGUAUUCGUUCCAAGGAUAAUCAACUCUCAAAUCAACGUAUAAAAAUGAUAUUGAACACAGAAAAAAAAGUUUAAAAAAAAACUGCGCAUGUUCUGCUUUCCUGAAAUGAUGGAGGCUUCGCAGAGUACGAACGAACUCAGACCUAUUAACCCACAUGCAAUAUUGAACUCUAGAGUAAAGGCUAAUUUAUGUGCCUUUUGCCAUUGUUUUAGAAGUUUUUGUUUUACAACAAACUUAAUGAUAGGGAAGAAAACGAGACGGCGAACGACUGUAUGAAUCUAACGCACAUUACGAAAAAAAAGCCAAUUGACCGAAUUGAACGAAUAAGACUUGAUUUUGUUUCUCGAACUAAAAAAAUGAUGUAGCUAAAACCGAGUCCGUCGUUAGGAAUUAUACACAUACGGUAAGUCCGCAGCAAAACAACGGACUACCUUUACAUGUAGUUAGUGUAGAAUGUUUUUUUGCUAUACAUUUACACAACAAAAACAUGAUAUUUCUAUCAGCGUAGUAGGCUAUUUGUAUUAUUGAUGUUGUGGCGCCGUAUAGAUUGUAGCUUAGACCAAAAAUAAAUGCAAAGCUAAUAAAGUAGAGUAAAGUAGUCAUCUCCAAUUCGUUUUCGCUUGGAAUCCAGGACAUUCGACUUUCGAAUGACAAAACUUUGCGUAAGGAAUGGUUCAGUAUGUUAAAUAAGGGUCACCCACUACUUUGAAAACACGUGUCUCUGAAAAUAACUUCCACCUAUUUCUAUUAGAUAUUAAAAUCUUAAAUAGGUAUCUGCAUAUCCUAACACAUAGUAGAGAAAAAUUGCAAAACGUUACAACCAAGAAACCGCGUAAUUCUUUUACAUUUCAAUAGCAUUCGGUUUAUUCAUUCAACACUUAAACAACAAUUCAUUCCGAAUGAAUAAUUGUCGAACGGACAGACACGUGUUUCCCGAACUGAACCUGAACAAAUCAAAGCGUGCCAUGGGCUACUCCAAACUAAACGUUAAAAAAGACACAAAACACAGAAAUCAAGGUGUGAUCGUUUCCGAAGGAAAUGAAACUCUGUUGUGUGACAAAAGUGGUUUCUGCUGGCUUCUGACUUUGGCACAAACGAGAACAAGAAAGGAUUUCAUUUCAUUAGGUUUUACUAGCUACGCUACGAUAGAUGGUAAAGAGAAGAAGAAAAACUCAUAUUUGUACGUUUCAUCAGUUGUUGUUCAAUGUUAUUAUUCUAAACAAUUAUUUGUAUAUUUAUGAAAACGAAGAAAAAAGAUAUGUUGUACAGGACGCGGACGGUGUAUAGAAUGAAAGCAGGGCGAAAUAUUCGCAAACUGUAUUGAAGUAGAGUGGCGCAGGAUGACGCUGAGUCCAGAAAAUAUUUCUCGUCUUAUGUUACGGUUUAUUUCGUAAGUUUAAAUGUAUAUACAUGUAUAAUUAAACUCCAUUGCUAAAAUAAUAAUUCUUUUAUGGUAUA
Sabethes cyaneus is the source of this 11494-nucleotide messenger RNA. RefSeq names its product guanine nucleotide-binding protein subunit alpha homolog (gene cta). Bases 593 to 1765 code for a protein of 390 amino acids. NCBI's taxonomy places the organism in Eukaryota, Metazoa, Arthropoda, Insecta, Diptera, Culicidae. Gene Ontology annotation, biological process: Rho protein signal transduction; adenylate cyclase-modulating G protein-coupled receptor signaling pathway. The transcript has 6 exons. Gene Ontology annotation, molecular function: G-protein beta/gamma-subunit complex binding; GTPase activity; guanyl nucleotide binding. Gene Ontology annotation, cellular component: brush border membrane; heterotrimeric G-protein complex. The record is from RefSeq and is a predicted model, not a curated record.